Molecule: messenger RNA, 459 nt
Organism: Anisakis simplex (herring worm)
Lineage: Eukaryota; Metazoa; Nematoda; Chromadorea; Rhabditida; Anisakidae
Source: the annotation of a GenBank genome assembly
AUGGAGCUAAGACGAGUGCCAGUAGACGGGUUUUCGGCAGGCCUUCAGGACGAUGACAUCUAUAAAUGGGAGGUUCUUGUGAUCGGACCACCUGACACUCUUUACGAGGGUGGCUUUUUCAAGGCGGAAUUGGAUUUUCCGAAAGAAUAUCCUCAACAUCCACCCAAAAUGAGGUUCACCUCCGAGAUUUGGCAUCCGAACAUAGAUAAAGAUGGAAACGUGUGUAUAUCGAUUCUACACGAGCCGGGAGAUGACCGUUGGGGUUAUGAGAAGCCGGAGGAGAGGUGGUUACCAGUUCACACGGUUGAGACUAUCCUUUUAUCAGUCAUCUCGAUGCUUGCUGAUCCCAACCAUGACUCUCCUGCUAAUGUCGAUGCUGCGAAAAUGCAACGUGAAAAUUUUGCGGAAUUCAAGAAGAGAGUAGCGGCAUGUGUUCGAAAAAGUCAAGAGGAAUGUUAG